UGGUUAUUUCAUCAUUAUGUAUAAAGCCCUUAAGAGAAAGAAAGAUGAUGAAUUGAUUUCAAACAAAUUGAGUUUGAGGUUGGUUGUGGUACAUUCAUAUGAAGUUUUUUGGCCAUUAAUUUUUAGGAUCUGGAAUUUAAAAACUGGGUUAACACCUGCUACAAAAUGGAAAUCAUAAUUGAAGGCUGAGGAGUAGAUGAAGUUUCUGAGGGAGAAGAUAGGAAAAUGAAGAGACAAAGAGACAGGUGGAAUUAAGAAGUGUGAAGAUUGGAUUUGGCUAUCUCCUGAUUAUAACAAUGAAGGUACUUAGCUCUUCUUUAUUGGGAAAAUUGAAUUGUAAUCCCCAGUCUAUUUUUAGAUUUUAAUCCCCAAAGUGAUAACUCAGUAUUUGAAGUAGAUCUACCCAUUUUAAUCUACAAAAAAGUAACUAGCUACUAAAGGUGUAAACUAAUUACAAAAGGUGUGAUAAAACAAAAAAAAGGUGCGAACACCCAUUUCAUAUAUUGAAUGGGCAGUCCUGCUGUGAUUGGUAGAUGUGAAAUUUAGGGGAGGUGACACAAGAGAAAAAGACCUUUAAAUAGAGAACCACAGAAGCCAGAGAUUCGAUAGAAGAAUUGAACUUGAGGAAGAACUCUCAAGCUUGGAGUGAAGAAGAGUCACUUGGAGGAGAGACUGGAAGACAGACACUUGGAUUUGGCUGUGGAACUUGACCCUGGAGGAGCUCCUGCAGCAGACCUCAGACCCCCAUCCUUUUAGAUGGUCACCAAGAACAAUCCGGGUAUGGCUGAAACGAGACAGUGGUCAGUACUGGCCCAGCAUUUAUCACACAAUGGCAUCUCCUUGUUCAUCAAUGGCUUACCAUCAUGAUAGCAGAAGGAUAUUUGUGGGCCAGGAUAAUGGAGCCAUAAUGGAAUUUCACAUCUCUGAAGAUUUUAAUAAGAUGAACUUUGUUAAGACAUACCCAGCUCAUCAGAGCCGGGUGUCUGCAGUUGUCUUCUGUUUGGGAGCAGAAUGGGUUAUCAGCACAGGCCAUGACAAGUGUGUCAGCUGGAUGUGUACCAGGAGUGGGAACAUGCUUGGAAAACACUUCUUCACUUCCUGGGCUUCAUGCUUACAAUUUGACUUAGAUACUCAGCAUGCCUUUGUUGGAGACUACUCUGGACAGAUCACACUGCUAAAGCUUGAGCAGAACACCUGUUCAAUUAUUACAACCCUUAAAGGGCACGAAGGUAGCAUUGCUUCACUGUGGUGGGAUCCAAUUCAGCGGUUACUCUUCUCUGGAGCAUCUGACAACAGCAUCAUCAUGUGGGACAUUGGGGGAAGAAAAGGCCGGAUGCUAUUGCUUCAGGGACAUCAUGACCGGGUGCAGUCUCUUUGCUACCUUUCCCUCACAAGGCAGCUGGUUUCUUGUUCAUCUGAUGGGGGCAUCGCCGUUUGGAAUAUGGACGUCCGGAGAGAAGAGGCUCCUCAGUGGUUAGAAAGUGAUUCUUGUCAAAAAUGUGAACAGCCUUUUUUUUGGAACAUAAAGCAGAUGUGGGACACAAAGACGCUGGGCUUAAGACAGCAUCACUGUAGGAAGUGUGGGCAAGCAGUAUGUGGGAAGUGCAGCACCAGGCGUUCCACGUACCCAGUCAUGGGCUUCGAGUUCCAGGUCCGCAUGUGUGACUCUUGCUAUGACUCCGUCAAAGACGAAGAUCGCACUUCUCUGGCAACCUUUCAUGAAGGAAAACAUAACAUUUCUCACAUGUCUAUGGAUGUUGCUAGGGGCCUCAUGGUGACCUGUGGGACUGAUCGUGUUGUAAAGAUAUGGGACAUGACUCCUGUAGUUGGUUGUAGUCUUGCAACUGGAUUCUCCUCCCGCUGACCUAGGACCUGGGCAGUUUAUGCACCUUAUGUACAGCAACAAGUACCAAAUGAAGUCCUUCCUCUGACUAGCUCCACAAUUUCUGGUGGCUUGAAUAUCCAGUAACCGUUUAAAAACAAAGUUUAAAAAGUUUUUGUUCUCUAGGACACUCCUGGAACCGCCUUGAUGAAGACAUGCCUCUGAAUGUCUUGGUAGGGGGAUAUAAAGGAUUAUCUGUAAUGUGAGUCCUGGAAAAGUGGACUUAACUUCAGUGUGGUUUGCAUGUGAACAGCGUGUUAAAAAUGCCCCAAAAAAGGGAUCAGCUUGAGAGGGUUAGUGGAAAACAUUGGACAAAGACGUAAAGGAUUUUCAAUAAACGGUUCCCGUAGGAUUCCCUGUCUGGCCAGAUUUCCAAAGCACUUUUGUAGCUCUACAGAUUGUUGGAGCAAGAAGCAACAGCAAGGAAGACUCAGAAUACCUGGUGAUGGAAUUCUGAAGUGCCAGAGAGUCCCGGACGUCUGCUGCAGGGACCGGAGGAUGUUCUGUAGCAUAGUGGUUGACCAGUAUCCUCAAGGCGGCUCUUCUUCCCAGGCUGUGUGAUAGUCUGCACAUAGUUUCAGUUACCCUCAGUCAUUUGUAGCUUUCUUCUUUGUUUUCCAAGCUCAUAUACACAGGCGAUUCUGUAGAUGUUGCUAAGUCAGUUGUAAACUCUGUAUCCGUGAAGGCAGCCCACAGCUGCCCACUGACUCCCUAGCAGUUACUUUGCAGACAUUUUUAUGGUGCUCUUAAAAUGGGGAAUACACUAAGCCAACUGGCUUUUCUCAUUGCAGUGAAGAAUGACGCCAAGACCAGCAUGAUUGUGUUGGAAAUGGUCCGUAUGUUCCAUCCAACACUCUGGUCCACUGUACACUGAUGAGAGCGAUGUGGUAGCUGUGUAGUAUGUGCUUCAGAAGAGUGCGCCAGUGCUUAAACGGUGGCUUGUUUAGUGCUCCUACUUCUGGGCACUUCUUAGGAGUAGUUGAUGACUCGAGACAAUAGUUCUAAAAUCAGACUUUGCACAGUAGUAACCUGUAACUUGCUCACAUGAGACCUAACAUUUUCUUUUAUUUUUUGACAAAGUUUGGCAUAGAAGUCAAGUACUGUUAAAGCUUUUUAGUCAGUCACUUCCUGGACGACUUUAGCAUUCAUUCCAUCCAUUUUACUAUGAAGAUAUUUAAGACUUAUUGCCUAUUGGGCUAUAGAAAUGGGCACAUUUUUGAGUAUACGUGGUUAUAUUUUUUGAAGGAAGAAUUUUAAAACAGAUGGUAAUGGUGUCUGUUUCUGUGCACUAAUGUAUUUGGAUUAAAAGGCUCUGCUAGUUUGUGGUUAAUUUUGUGGGAUUAAAAAGAGUCACAGACUUUCUUUUAUGGUAAUAGUUAAGUGGACGAUCAAAUUAGGAAAUUUAUAUUAGAAUGAAAUGGUUUAAUGUCCAGCUGACAUGAAUGGUUGGAUGGGGCGGUUGGGAAGGGUGUCAAAUAUAUCAUGUUUUGAACUAGCCUGCACUUAUUUCUGAACAUCAGUCAAAUUUUGGUGUGAAAUACCAUUUUGGAGCAAUGUCUUUGGAAGAGAUUUCAAUUUUUGAAAACUUAUAAGGGCCCACAUGUUGCUUAUAUAAAAUCCAUGAUAGGGAAAAAUAUAUAUAUAUAGCAUCAAAUGUUAAACAUCAUAGAAUAACUUUCAUUUGAACAAAUGUUCUUUCCCUGUGUUCAGCCCAUAUGAAAGUGCUGUCCUGGGGAACUAAUUGAUCUCUACAAGCAAAAUAGGAUAAGAUUGUUUGCCAUGCUGAAAAAUGCUGAACUCUUGUUUUGUUUUUCCCUAAAGUUUUUCAGAAUGUCAUGUUUCUUCCCUGUGAUAGACAAGGACAUGUUAUCAGGGCUUUGAGCAGGACUGUAACAUUUGGAAACUAUUUCCAUUUGGAGAUUCUUAAUGAAAAAUCCAGUGUUCCAGAGAGGGACAUGAAGUUGCCAUAGCAACUCCUAAGGUAUUAACUUAAUAUAAAUCAAGGGAGAAAUGGAUGUUAAGCAAAAAUGGGAGUAGACUAUCUAGGGAAAGCAAAGAAACAAUGGUUCUGGUUUUUUUCCACUUGUUUUUAUUUAAAGAAAAAAAAAAACCACCCACACACUGCAGAAAUGUCUUAUCACUAUCACAGAUUUUCGUAGCAGAAAGGUAUAAGUAAUACUGUUUAGAGAAACAAGUAAAAAUUAUUUCCUGAAGUUUACUGGGUGGAAGGAUGCUGGUAAGGUUAAAUUAUAGAUAAUACACUAAUUUUUUCAGUGCAAAGAAGAGAGAGGGUUAUUUCAAAUUAUUUAUAAAUAGCAGUUCAUUGAUCUCUUCAUUCUUUUAUGCUCCCACUCAUAAUAAGCAUUUUUAAGAAUUUCAGGCUCAUUAUACUCAGAAAGGCGAUCUCUGUGUUAAGUUCUAGUAGAAAGUAUUGCGAUGAAGAAAGACCAAUUGCUCAUUUAAUACAACUCUUUAAUUUCCCUGUGUGUCCUCAGUCUUAGUGGAUAGGACCCCGCAGCAUCACCUAGGUACAGAUAAUUCAUAACUUCAAAAAUCUCUUUAAGAGUGUGUCCUAGUCCAAUUUUGCUGCCUAGGGCAAUUAAAAAUUAUUAUUAUAGCACUUUCUAGUUGUUCACUUCCUAAAGAAUCCAAGUUAGUUGUAUCUUAAAGUUGCAGUUGUUUAAACUUGCCCCAAUUGUAGUAAAAAAAAAAAUAGAUACACACACACACAUAGUGGUAAAAACGUAAGCAAAUAUUUUCUAGAACCAAUUUGUGUCAAAAUAGCAUCUAUUUAAGUUAUUGAUUCUGUUACCUCUGGAAAUUGAACAAAUUAAGAUGUUGCUCUAGAUACCAGUUACUCAUUAUGAACUUGAGGUUUAAUAUUGAGUAAGUAAUAUGUACUUAUAUGUGUUCAGGUGUCUAUUGCUUUGUUGUUAAAUGCAGAUUAUUGAAUGCCUACUGUAUUUUCUGCAGUUCACUAUACAAUAACAGUUGUGUAAGAAAUUUGUAUUUAGGAUGCAAUUUUAAGUGGUUUUUUUUUUCUUGUAGAGUCUUUUUUGAAUGGGGGGAGUGCAGGGUCCUAUUAAGUGGUGUAUUUUAGUCUCUUAUUAGCUGUGUUUCUGCAAGAUGCUGUGCCCUACAUAACUAGGAGAGACUAUAUCAACUUUUCCCCUUGUUCCUCUCUAUUUGUGGGUUUUGUUUUUGUGGGGUUUUUUGGAAUACAUGAAUAAUAAAAAUUUUUUUCUUGUUAA
Messenger RNA from Monodelphis domestica (gray short-tailed opossum), 5133 nucleotides. It is a transcript of the gene WDFY1, whose product is annotated as WD repeat and FYVE domain containing 1. Gene Ontology annotation, molecular function: metal ion binding; protein binding. Gene Ontology annotation, biological process: positive regulation of toll-like receptor 3 signaling pathway; positive regulation of toll-like receptor 4 signaling pathway. Gene Ontology annotation, cellular component: early endosome. The record is from RefSeq and is a predicted model, not a curated record. Lineage: Eukaryota; Metazoa; Chordata; Mammalia; Didelphimorphia; Didelphidae.